Molecule: messenger RNA, 3641 nt
Organism: Megalopta genalis
Lineage: Eukaryota; Metazoa; Arthropoda; Insecta; Hymenoptera; Halictidae
Cellular component (GO): cytoskeleton
Source: RefSeq, a predicted model, not a curated record
AUGAUGGACAUGGAGAUGAAUGCUGGCUUGGACGAUGAGGGGAGCGAGCUGAGCGAGGCGACCUCGGAGGGGAGCUCGGUAAGCAGCACCUUCUGCGCCCUGGAGAAGGAUUACGAGAAGGUCUUGAGAGAUAUGAAAAGCAUCGACGCAUUGGCCCCGUAUUUGAACGAGUACACCAGACUCUUCGAGUCUCUGUACAAAGCGCAUCGAGUGGAAAAGGAGCUAUUGGAAAAAUGCACCCAAUUGGAGACCGAGGUCCAGGAGUCCAAGGCCCUUGCGGAGGGCUACACGGAAACGAUUGCGAACAACAACGAGGAGAUCGAGAAGCUGAAACUGGAAGUGGUGAACACGAUAAAGCGCGCCGAUGCCGCUCACACGCGCGAGCUGAACGCGCAGGAGAUGAUAGAGAACUUGCGGCUGAAUGUCGCGCAACUGAAUCAGGAAAUCGAGCUAAAGAACAGACAGAUCUCCUCCAUCGAAGACGUCACCGCGAGCAAGCAGAAGGAGAACCUGAUGAAGGAGAAGGAGAAGCUGAUGAGCGAGAUGGACACUCUGAGGCAACGAUUGAAGAACACGUCUUCGUACACGGUCGAGCUGGAGAAGAGGAACGCAGAGUUCGAACAGCAGAUCAACGAUUUGCGAGAGACCAUCGAAACGCAGCUCAACGAGAUCUCGAAGGAGCGAAGGGCGAAGCUAAGGGCAGAUGACGAGAUGAACAAUCUGCAGGAGGAGCUUGCCGUGAGGACGAGCGAUCUGGAGACAGCACACGCAUCUAUGGAAGCUGCGGACGCUAACAUCGCGACCCUUGAAAGUUUGGUGAAGGAGCAGAAAAUAGCUGCGGACAAAACGCAGAAAGAGAUGAACAAGCUGAUGGUGAGGAGAAUGAACCUGCAAACGGACUACGACAACGUGACUGGACAAAUCGAGAACUUGGAGAAGGAAGUCACGCAGAAAGACAAGCACCUCAAGGAAGUUAAACAAAUGGUAAACAGAUUGAGACCCGAAGUGACGAGAUGCAGGGCCGACAUGGAGUCGGCGAUGAAACGGGCGCAAAAGUUCGAGACCGAACGUUCGAGCUUCGAGCAACAAUUGAAACAGUCGACAGUGACCACGAAGAAUCGCGAGCAAGAAUUAUUUACUUUGCGGAGGCAGCAGAUCGAUAAGCAGCAACAGGUUGAAAUGCUGUUACGCGAGAAAAACAUCCUGGCGCGGACCAAGGAGAACAUGAGCGAUCAGAUUAAACAGCAGAACCACGAGAUUACCGUGUGCGAGUACAGCAAACGAAAGAUCGAGUAUGAGCUUGACGCGGCCGUGCAGGACAUUACGAAUGUGCAGAAGCAAAUGUCUGUGAUAGAAAAGGAGAGGGAUAAACACAGUUUAGUGGCGCAGGAUUUGGCGCGUCAGGUCGAGGAGUACCUAAGCGAGGUCAAGCUGAAGCAAGUCGAGAUCUCGACGUACAAGAAGAGAUUGGCGGAGAUCGAGACCAAGUAUCGGCAACAACAGAACCUGUUCGAGACCGUCCGCACCGAGAGGAACUCUCUGAACAAAAGCUUGGUUGAAGCGCACGACGAAAUACAGGAGCUGAAGAACAAGCUGAUCGUGGUCGCGCAUCAGACCGAGCAAUUGAAAGAGGACAUCGUUGCGAAGGAGACCAGUCUGAUUAAAGAGGAAUUCCUUCGCGGCAAGGUGGAGAAGGAAAGAGAGGGUUUGAAGGUCGAGCUGCAGGCGUCCCGUAAGGAGGUGCAAGACCUGAAGUACGAGAUCGAGGAGAUGAAGCAGGAGGAGAAAAGCCUGAGGCAGGUGAUCCAGCGGGCGGAGGCGGAUAUUGGCCGUCGCAUGAAGGACAUCGACAACAUCAUGAACGAGAGGGAUAUCCUCGGCUCGCAAUUGGUCAGGCGGAACGACGAGCUCACCCUCCAGUACAGCAGGAUCAAGGUGUUGAACGGCACCCUGCAGAGGGGCGAGGCGCAGUACAAUCGAAGAUUGGAGGACAUCAGACUGCUGAAGCUCGAGGUGAAGAAUCUCAGGACCGAGAAGGCGCUGCUGAUCAAGAACAUUUCGAACAUGAGCGAUCUACGUCAAGAGGUCUUUCACUUGAACAGAGAUCUGACGAGGGAGAGGUUGAAGGUUAUGGCGUUGGAGGAGGAGGUGCAGACGCCGUUGAACAUCCACAGAUGGAGGAAGCUCGAGGGAUCCGAUCCAUCUAAGUUCGAGCUAUUGAAGAAGAUUCAGAUCCUCCAGAAGCGUAUCAUAAGAAUGGCUUCAGAGUUGGUCGAUAGGGAGAAGCAGAUCAAGGACACCGAGAAAUUGUACAUGAACCUCCGCGAAAUUUUAUCGAACCACCCGGGACCUCAAGUGACCGUUUCGCUGAACAAAACCCAGAAAGCGUUGCGUGAAAGGGGAAAGAAGAUGAAGUGUCUGCUGGCGGAGGUGAGCAUGUACGAGGUCCAAGUCGGCGAGUACCAGGUCGGCCUGGACAGGAUGAGCGGCGAGAUAUCCGAGCUGAAGAGGAAGUACUACACCCAGAAGAGGCUGAUUCAGAAAUCGAAGGAAUCGAAGCUGAAACCGAUGGCCGAGUCUCUGCUCCCGGCGGUGAGGCAAUCCUCUUCGGCGAAACAGGUCUGCGGCGGCGGCUUCAAAAUGGCGGUGCCAGCAUCCAGGAACUGCGUCACCGCGGACGCCGGUGUCUGCAGAUAAGCCGGCCCGUCGGGUCCUCCUCGAGGGUGAACAAGAAAACGAUUCACCCUGUUCUAUUUGCGGAGCCAACGAUACGGACCGCCUAAUGAAAAUAUAACGGCGCGCUUUCGCUGGACUUCUCUGUGUGCGUCGCUCGUCCAACGCGGUCGCGACACAGCUCUCGCCUGCCAACCAACGACCAACCACUGUUUUCGCGACGCCGUAUUUUUUUUUGUUCCGAUCCUUGUAAUGUCUGUCAAUAUUUGCGGCCAGAGGAUAGUUUGUUCCGCUCGACGGUGCAGACGCGCGUUGAUUCGCGGCGCGAACGCGUACCCGUAAUUUGUUUGCCCGGUUUCGUCGAUUUAUUUUUCACCGGGUUCGCUCGACGCGUUGGCUGCACGAGACUCUUAAGGCAUCGGAGAAAAUUCAAACUGGUGUUUGGCAACACCGGUUCCGCAGAAUUUGAAUUUGUCGCAGUGAUUUCGACGGCAACGGAAUCGAAUCUCCUUCAACACUGAACACUGUUGAAUUUCGCUGAAAAAUUAUGAAUCCCGGAAAAUUAUUUGGAAAAUUAUUGGAUUCAUUACAUUGUUGGAACAGUAGCGUGAUGAAAACGGUACGAUAUCGAAGUAAAUUUGGUCUUCUCAUCUUUGUGAGAAAAUGCACAUCUGAUAUUUCUUAUUUUUUAUUUUUUUAUUUUUACUGCUCGGCAGAUUCAGCGUUGAGUUCGAUAUUUUAGGGGAACUUUGCAUGUUUGUUAAAAUGCUCGUCUACGAAUCGUUGUUUAAUCUCCCGAAUAAUAUCGUCGUAAGCGAGCCGUUUCACUAAUUUGCGAAAUCUUAGAAACCACUUUUGGCACACACGUUCUUUCAUUACAUUCUCCACGCACACCUUACGCCGUAUUUUUAUAUUUUUCCUUUGCGUUUUUUGCGUUUUUUAAAAAUAAAAUAAUGCCAUAUGCCGAA